AUGUUGACUGAAACUUUGUCAUCAAGAAAACAUUAUUUCUCUUUCAGCAAUCUCCGUCUGCAAAAACGUUUGGCUUCGGCCGUAUUGAAGUGCGGAAAGCACCGUGUUUGGCUUGACCCCAACGAGGUCAGCGAAAUCUCUGGAGCCAACUCCCGCCAAAGCAUCCGCAGACUCGUCAAUGACGGACUCAUCAUCCGCAAACCAGUCACCGUUCACUCCCGUUUCCGCGCCCGUGAAUACGAGGAGGCCCGCAGAAAGGGACGUCACACCGGUUACGGAAAGCGCCGUGGUACUGCUAAUGCCCGUAUGCCUGAAAAGACCCUCUGGAUCCGACGCAUGCGUGUCCUCAGAAAUCUUCUGAGAAGAUACAGAGACGCCAAGAAGUUGGACAAGCAUCUUUACCACGAGCUCUACCUCCGCGCCAAGGGAAACAACUUCAAGAACAAGAAGAAUCUCAUCGAGUACAUCUUCAAGAAGAAGACUGAGAACAAGAGAGCCAAGCAACUUGCUGACCAAGCUCAAGCUAGACGUGACAAGAACAAGGAGAGCCGUAAGCGCCGUGAGGAGAGACAAGUCGUCAAGCGUGCCGAGCUCCUCAGAAAGAUUUCCCAAAGCGAGAAGAUCAUCGCCGGAAAGCCAAGAACAUCGAAUAAUAUUCUAUUGGCACAUGUUUAUCAAGGCUCGGCUGUUAGUAAAACAAUCGAAGUGACGUAUCAACAUGAAAAGUUCAAUCUAGACGAUUGGUUUCAUAUUUCGAUUCAAUUCAACUCUACACUCAAUUUAUGCGAACCACAAAAAUUAGAGAUCGAAGUGGAAUUAUUAUACAUGGACCGUUACCAUCCACCUCAAUACGAAUCAUUCCUGAAGGUGACAAAACGCAUCGUGGAGAUUCCUUUAGAUCCGACUCGAUUAGUCGCCGCCGCCCGUUCUUUGUAUUUCGAUAGCGGUUACCUGUCAGCAAUCACAAUGUGUGUAUAUAGUAGUCUUGUAAUGGUUGCGACGAGACAAAGAAGAGCAAACGCUACAGAAUCGACAUCAUCAGUAAAAAGCACAAAAUUACGACGAGUAUACAAUUCCUCGGCUCAUGCUCUCCUAUUCGCCACACGAUCCAUUCAACAAUUCAUCGUUCGCAACUCGGAACUAAUAAAUGCAUCGGUUUCUGUUGCGAUUCUCGACGUUCAAACUGAAAUGAAAGCUGCACUUUUGCGGUUCGACAGCUCAGAGCAUCCGACGAGAUGCGUGGAAGCAGAUAUUUCUGAAUGGAGUGCAAAGAUUACUCUUAUUUAUCAGCAGAUGUUAGUGUUAUUCCGAAGAUCAACUGAGCUCAAUCAACAACUGCUUCUUGUGUUUGAUAAACAACGUCGUGCAGUGUUUCGUGAAGCGUUUUGGAUAACUGAGCGACCGAUUGAUAAAUGUUGUAUCAGAACACCUGUGGCAGUUCUCGAACACUAUAAGUCGAUUAUCAAAGUGGACUACCUCAAGAAAUUACCUCGUUGCACAAUUUUCUGCGAAGAAACUGAUUGUCCUGGGGAAUAUUGUCCAAUCAUUUUCGAAGAUGUUUUCUCUAGAAAUCCGAAUGAAGCUUUGCAAGUGAAUCGUACUGGCCAAGAGGUUUCCUCUACUUUACCGAAUAGCGCAUCGAUGCCAGUUGUGAAGGCACACGAUAAGCAUAAGUCAUUUCGGGAGAAAAUACGAAAUGAAACAAGAAAAUUGAUUCAUCCAAGAAGAAAAAGUUUGGAUUGCUCGCAGUCUUUAUCUCGGAAAGUGGAUAACAAAUCUCGAAAUCGUACGAAGACGGUGGUAGAGACCGUUUCUGCAGAUGGAGUUGGCCUUUUGCUCAAGACACCACCCUCAGAAGUUGUUGAAGGAAUCAAAAAUGUUCCGAUUGCGUCGGAAGAAACUGUUGAUAGUCCAAGUUGUCACAGUGAGCCAAUUGCAUCUCCAUCUUCGUCUUCAGAAUUCGGGCGUUGUUCGGCUGCUGGUGAGUUUGAUCCAGCGAAUGAUCAAAUUCCAUUGGUUUCGAAAGAAAGUAUCACUUCUGAAGAGGUCCGCAACGCUCUCCGAACCUCAGUUUCUGCAGACGACGUUCUUUCUCUCUCUGCUCGUAUAGCUGGUCCAUCACAAGUCGGAACGCUGUCUCAAGCAGCUGAUCAAAAGCUAACAGAAGAACAUCCGAAAGAUAUAAUGGCUGCGUUUGAACUACUCAGAGAACGAGAGGCCGCGAAAAAAAUGUUGAGAGAGCAGGCCAAUUAUGAGGGUCACCUCUAUAGCGAGCAAUCCGGAAAAUCAGCGUUCGGUCCUGUCUUCACUCCAAUAAAGUCCGCAUUAGUGAUUGGUGAUCCAGUUCUUCGCUCCGCCACCAAAAAUCAUUUAGUUGUGUUUGUCCACGGAUUAGAGGGAUCCCAUGAGGAUCUAGUUCCAUUCCGAUGCGGUCUCGACCAGGCUAUCAAUGCUCACUAUCAUGGAAUUCAAAUGGAAGGAGAGGAUUUUGAAGAGGAACCAUGGUCAUUCGAUUAUUUGAUGAGUAGCGCGAAUCGGAGUCAAACUUGGGCAGAUAUCACUACAAUGGCACAUAAUUUAUUGUCAGAAGUUAGAGAAUACGUUGAGGAGGCACGAUUUGAUAUUCAGAGAAUCAGUUUCAUGGCUCACUCUCUUGGCGGAGUUAUCGUACGAAGUGCCGUCGGUUUGGCACCGGAACUGGAAAUGCAGUGGAUGGUCGAUAGAUGUUUUACUCUGAUGACAAUCAAUUCACCGCAUCUCGGUCUUGCCUACGUUCAGAAGCACAUUCAUUGGGGAGUUCAAUUCGUGAAGUGGUGGAAAAAAUCUCGAUCAAUGGAGCAAUUAUCAUUCCGAGAUUCCCUUGAAUUCGCAUCUUCUUUCGUUUACAGAACUUCUCUGAAUAGUUCGUGUGGGAAGUUCAGAAAUGUGUUGCUGGUUGGAACACCACAUGAUCAACUAGUUCCGUACAUGUCUUCCCUGUUAGUCCCAUCAAAAAUCUCGUCAGAAGAUCAAUCACAAUUUGGAGAGGCUUAUAGAGAAAUGAUGUCGGCGUGUUUGAAUUCUAUCAAAAACAGUGAAAAGAGUGAAACACUGGUCCGAUACACCACAUUUCAUCAGUUGGGGUCAUCGAAUACUCAGAAGCUCACUGGAAGAGCUGCACACGUCAUUGCUUUAGAAGAUUCGGUGUUUAUUGAGAAGCUCUUCAACAUCUCCGCCGUCAAGUAUUUUGUAUAA
Caenorhabditis remanei is the source of this 3234-nucleotide messenger RNA. RefSeq lists its product as uncharacterized. Bases 1 to 3234 code for a protein of 1077 amino acids. NCBI's taxonomy places the organism in Eukaryota, Metazoa, Nematoda, Chromadorea, Rhabditida, Rhabditidae. Gene Ontology annotation, cellular component: cytosolic large ribosomal subunit; ribosome. Gene Ontology annotation, biological process: translation. The transcript is spliced from 17 exons. Gene Ontology annotation, molecular function: RNA binding; structural constituent of ribosome. The record is from RefSeq and is a predicted model, not a curated record.